GCGAUCCUCCUCCUCCUCAGUCUCAUCCUACAAUUCAAGAGUGCACCAGAAUAAGAAAAAAAAAAAAACAUAAGAGGGAUGUCUGCACAGUGAAUUUGAGAAGCAAAACCUUACUGGCACAAAAAAAGGAUUUUAGAAUGGGAAAACUGGAGUUUUGUUGAUCACUCACAGCUGCAAGUGGAGUCUGUGUUCUUGUUAUUGGUUUUUUUUUUCUCAUCACAAUGUGUGAGGGAUGGAUGUGGGUCGGAACCCAGUUUAUUUUCGUUACGGAUACGAGGACCGGCAAGUUAACAGCAUGAAUUACCGAGGGCAGAACAACUGAUAUCAAUGUUAAAUUUGACUCUGGAGGGAGGACCAUGGCGAAAAGGAAGGGACUGUUAUUUUCACUGCUGUACUUUAUAGCAGAGUUUCGGCUUACUUCACAGCAGGUCCUAAGAAUUGGGGGCAUCUUUGAAACGCUUGAGAAUGAGCCCAUUAGUGUCGAAGAACUGGCCUUUAAAUUUGCUGUGACCAACAUAAACAGGAACCGGACCUUAAUGCCAAACACCACAUUAACCUACGACAUCCAGAGAAUAAACCUAUUUGACAGUUUUGAGGCCUCCAGAAGAGCCUGCGACCAGUUGGCUUUGGGUGUGGGAGCUGUAUUCGGCCCCUCUCACAGCUCUUCUGUCAGUGCGGUCCAGUCUAUUUGUAAUGCCCUGGAAGUCCCUCACAUCCAGACCCGCUGGAAACACCCCUCAGUGGACAACAAAGACAGCUUCUACAUCAACCUCUAUCCUGAAUACACGUCCAUCAGCCGAGCUGUGCUGGACAUCGUGCAGUACUACAAAUGGAAGACGGUCACUGUCGUCUAUGAGGAUGCAACUGGACUUAUCCGUUUGCAAGAACUGAUCAAAGCUCCAUCCAGAUACAGCAUCAAAAUCAAGAUCCGUCAGCUGCCAGUAGGAAGUAAAGAUGCCCGUCCUCUGUUGAAAGAGAUGAAGAAGGGGAAGGAGUUCUAUGUCAUCUUUGACUGCUCUUAUCAAACAUCAGCUGAUGUUCUCAAGCAGAUCCUGUCCAUGGGGAUGAUGACUGAAUAUUACCACUUCUUUUUCACCACACUGGACCUGUUUGCCCUCGACCUGGAGCCGUACCGCUACAGCGGGGUCAACAUGACGGGCUUCAGACUGCUCAACAUAGACAGCCCUCAGGUGGCCUCGGUGGUGGAGAGGUGGGCCAUGGAGCGACUGCAGGCUCCCUCCAAACCUGAGACUGGAAUGAUGGAGGGAAUGAUGACAACGGAGGCGUCUCUGAUGUACGACGCCGUCUACAUGGUGGCUGCUGCCUCACAACGCGCCUCACAGAUCACCGUCAGCUCCCUACAGUGUCACCGACACAAACCCUGGCGCUUUGGAUCACGCUUCAUGACCAUGCUCAAAGACGCACAAUGGAACGGCUUGACGGGACAAAUAAUAAUAAACAAGACAGACGGCCUGCGGAAAGAAUUUGAUUUAGAUGUCAUCAGCCUCAAGGAAGACGGCUUGGAGAAGACCAUCGCAGGCAACAACCGCCUGAAUAAAGUGUGGAAAAAGAUUGGCGUGUGGAAUUCCCAAACAGGCCUUAAUUUGACUGAAACCAACAAGGACUCAUCCACUAAUGUGACUGACUCAAUGGCCAACAGGACCCUUAUUGUCACUACUAUUCUGGAAAAUCCUUAUGUCAUGUAUAAGAAGUCUGACAAGCCUCUGUAUGGAAAUGAUCGCUUUGAGGGCUACUGUCUGGACCUGCUCAAAGAGCUGUCUAACAUUUUGGGCUUCUCCUACGAGGUAAAGCUGGUGUCUGAUGGCAAAUAUGGAGCUCAGAAUGACAAAGGGGAGUGGAAUGGCAUGGUGCGAGAACUCAUUGACCAUGUGGCUGACCUCGCCGUGGCCCCUCUCACGAUCACAUAUGUGAGGGAAAAGGUGAUUGAUUUCUCCAAGCCCUUCAUGACUCUGGGGAUCAGCAUCCUCUACCACAAACCCAACGGCACAAAUCCGGGAGUCUUCUCCUUCCUCAAUCCACUGUCUCCUGAUAUCUGGAUGUAUGUGCUGCUUGCAUGCCUGGGGGUCAGCUGUGUGCUGUUUGUUAUUGCCAGGUUCACUCCCUAUGAGUGGUACAACCCUCACCCCUGCAACCCGGACUCAGAUGUGGUUGAAAACAACUUCACUUUAAUAAACAGUGUCUGGUUUGGAGUUGGAGCCCUUAUGCAGCAAGGAUCUGAACUGAUGCCUAAGGCCCUGUCUACAAGGAUAGUCGGUGGAAUAUGGUGGUUCUUUACUCUGAUCAUAAUCUCCUCAUACACUGCCAACUUGGCUGCCUUUCUGACUGUGGAGAGGAUGGACUCACCAAUCGACUCUGCCGAUGACUUGGCCAAGCAAACCAAAAUAGAGUACGGUGCUGUAAGAGACGGCUCCACCAUGACUUUUUUUAAGAAAUCUAAGAUUUCAACUUAUGAAAAAAUGUGGGCGUUCAUGAGCAGCAGGAAAAACACAGCGCUGGUGAAAAACAACCGCGAGGGGAUUCAGAGGGUUCUAACCACGGACUAUGCUCUUCUGAUGGAGUCAACCAGCAUCGAGUACAUCAGCCAGCGUAACUGCAACCUCACACAGAUUGGAGGCUUGAUAGAUUCAAAGGGCUAUGGUGUAGGAACCCCGAUUGGCUCCCCCUACAGAGACAAAAUCACCAUCGCCAUCUUGCAGCUCCAGGAGGAGGGGAAGCUGCACAUGAUGAAGGAGAAAUGGUGGAGAGGCAAUGGCUGCCCAGAGGAGGACAGCAAAGAGGCCAGUGCUCUGGGUGUGGAGAACAUAGGAGGAAUCUUCAUUGUGCUGGCAGCUGGGCUGGUCCUCUCAGUUUUCGUGGCAAUUGGAGAGUUUAUUUACAAAUCCAGAAAAAACUUGGACAUUGAGGAGGUUAGUGUUGGUCAGUGUGAAUGGCAUAACAAGUAUUAGCCCGCUGGGGAACUCAGAAGAAGACUCAUGAACCUACUACACAUUGCUUUGUCACAGUUGUCUUCAGAGGACGAUUUUAAUCACUGGGCCAACAAACGUUUCUGAAUGUGUUGAACUGCAUUGUUACAAUCAAAAAAGAAAUACUUUUGCAGAGUUUAGAAUUUUCGGUAGUUUUGAUGUAGAGCAAAUGAUGAUUUAAGUCUUACACGGACGCAAACCUUUUAACCCCUUUUUACAAUGACAGAUGGCUGUUGACUUCUGACAUCACGACACUUGACCAUCUUGGCCUUUUUUUUUGUUUUGUUUUGUUUUUGCAAAAAGCUGUUUCAUUGUAACUUUGUUUAGUGUGAAGAAAAAUGUCAUUGUCAUGCCAUUAUAUUGUGGGUAUGUGGUGGUAAGUGGUUACUUUUUGAGACUUGUCUUCAACAACUGCAGUAUUUGAAAGGUUUCUGUUAUAAAAAUGUUUGUUGUUUUCAUAUUUACACAGAAACUUUCAGAGAACAACUUCUUACCACUUUUGUAUGUACUCAUGUAUUUUGAAAAUCUUGGUUUAUUCAAUACAAUUGUUUCCAAUUCGUU
Labrus mixtus (cuckoo wrasse) is the source of this 3545-nucleotide messenger RNA. RefSeq names its product glutamate receptor ionotropic, kainate 1. Gene Ontology annotation, biological process: synaptic transmission, glutamatergic; monoatomic ion transport; modulation of chemical synaptic transmission. Gene Ontology annotation, molecular function: kainate selective glutamate receptor activity; transmitter-gated monoatomic ion channel activity involved in regulation of postsynaptic membrane potential. NCBI's taxonomy places the organism in Eukaryota, Metazoa, Chordata, Actinopteri, Labriformes, Labridae. Bases 357 to 2966 code for a protein of 869 amino acids. The transcript has 16 exons. Gene Ontology annotation, cellular component: plasma membrane; postsynaptic membrane; presynaptic membrane. The record is from RefSeq and is a predicted model, not a curated record.